AUGUACACCACCUGGGCCUUCCAUCCGCCGCUUCCUGGCUACGAGUUCAGUGACAUCAUCGGCCAGGGCGGCUAUGGCGUGGUGAAGCUCGCCCGCCAGCUGACCACGGGCAGGGACGUGGCGCAGCAGGGCAGGUUCGUCUUCCUGGUCAUGGAGCUGGCCAGCAGGGGCACCCUGGAGUGCUAUGUGCAUGAGCAGGGCGGCCUGGGGGAGCAGGAGGCCAGCUUGCUCUUUGCCCAGAUCCUGUCGGCCAUGGAAUAUUGUCACACCAGCUGCAUAGCACACAGGGACAUCAAACCGGGCAACAUUUUGCUGGACUCCAACAUGCAUGUCAAGCUGGCCGACUUUGGGCUCAGCUGCCGGCUGCCCAAGGGCACGCGGAUAAGGGGCUUUCACGGGACCCCCGAGUACUGUGCCCCGGAAACCUUUUCCGGGGAGGAAUACGAUGCCUUUCUGGCGGACAUGUGGAGUGUGGGGGUGACUCUCUUUGAGAUGGUGACGGCAACACUGCCCUUCACUGGGGACACUGCAGAGGAACUUCAGAACCGCAUCGUGGCUGGCGGCUACGUGCUGCCACGGUCCUGCAGCCCGGCCCUCACCGAGCUCCUGGGCUUCCUGCUCAGCGUGGAGGCCUGGGCCAGGUUCACCGCCCAGGUCGCCAGGACGCACUGGUGGUUCGGCUCCUGCGCCCAGGAGCCGCAGGACAGCCCCGUGCCCAGGGAGGACUCUGUCACGCUGCUGGAGCUCCUCAGUGUCCCCCAGGACCUCAAGGACAGGCAGUACCUCUCAGAGCUCGGCCUGCUGCCUGGCAGCACGGCACAGGGGACGCCAGAGCCUGCGGCCCACAAGUCCGGCUGCCAGCCGCCUUGCUGCUUGCCAAGCGCUGGCAGCCAUGGCGCUCAGGACUCCUUACAUCUGAGCUCCUUCCACAGCGACUCGGUGUGCUUUACGCCCAGCUCCUCCACAGCCAGCCUCUCCAGCGAGCCCUCAGGCCAGCUGCAGGAAGAGCAGAGCUCCGUUUCCAGCGCAUCCCACGAGCCGGUGCCUGAGGCCUCCUGCUCCGUGGCCAGCACCAGCAGCCCAACGGACCUCGCAGAGCCGGAAGUGGAGGCGCCACGAGAGCCUGAGAACACCGGGACGCCCAUGCCCGCCAAGGAGGGGAAGCGGGGCUUCCGUGGGGCCUGCAGGAGGUUCCUGAAGUUCCUGCAGCGCGCCUGCUGCAUCCGGCAGGACCCGGACAGGGGCCCCGGCCUGCGCUCCCGAAAAGUGGCCCCUGAAGACUCUGCCCAGUCCAAAUUAAGAUGA
This is a messenger RNA of Ochotona curzoniae (black-lipped pika), 1305 nucleotides long. RefSeq names its product serine/threonine protein kinase OSK1-like. Gene Ontology annotation, biological process: protein phosphorylation; intracellular signal transduction. Lineage: Eukaryota; Metazoa; Chordata; Mammalia; Lagomorpha; Ochotonidae. The transcript is spliced from 3 exons. Gene Ontology annotation, molecular function: protein serine/threonine kinase activity; ATP binding. Bases 1 to 1305 code for a protein of 434 amino acids. Gene Ontology annotation, cellular component: cytoplasm. The record is from RefSeq and is a predicted model, not a curated record.